AUGGCGAUGUGGGCCUUUGUGCCAGUGGCCGCUAUUGCGUGGGUCAGAGGGAACUCCGCUACGUUGGGCGGCCCUUGUCCAAAGCCUUGCGCGGAGAGAGACAGGCCAGCGCCUCUUCGAGAGGCUGCAUCCGAGGAGCCAGCGAGCGGCAUUUGGGGUCCUCUCGCUGUCGGCGCGCUGAUCGGAGGAGUGCUGGCUGCGGGCCCCUGCCGGGCGGCUGACUUGGUGAACGGCGAAGCGAUCUUUGAUGCGCACUGUGUGUCCUGCCAUGCGGGCGGCGGCAAUAAGAUCUAUCCGCAGCAAAGCCUGGGCCGAAGUGCCCUGGAGCGGAAUGGGAAGUUCUCGGUUGAGGCCAUCCAGCAGCAAGUGACCAACGGCCAGGCGCCCAUGCCCAGCUUCGCGAAGCUGGGAGCGAGGAACGUGGAGGAUGUUGCCAGCUUCGUUUAUGCGGAGGCAGAAGUGAACUGGAAGGACAAGAAGCUGCUGGGAGGUCAAGCAAGGAAGUUCAGCCAGUUCCUGGACUCGCUUUGGCCGCUCCAGUGA
Effrenium voratum is the source of this 543-nucleotide messenger RNA. Lineage: Eukaryota; Dinophyceae; Suessiales; Symbiodiniaceae. The record is from the annotation of a GenBank genome assembly.